AUGUCGUUUCUCGUGGGCCAGCACUUGUCGUGGGCCAUUACAGCCACGGCAGGAAGCGGCUUCUUGCUCUUUGGAUAUGAUCAGGGUGUAAUGGCUGGUCUCCUGACCGGCGACGCGUUUGUUCGGACGUUUCCUGAAAUCGAUACGACGCCUACAGGUCAUGGUAGCUCAUCACUACAGGGCACAGUGGUUGCCAUCUAUGAGAUCGGCUGCUUCUUGGGUGCUCUACUGGCCCUCUUUUUUGGCGAGAGGCUCGGACGACGAUACUGUAUUAUGAUCGGCUGUGUUAUUCUCACCGUCGGGGCUGCGUUGCAGUGCAGUGCGUUUAGUAUCCCGCACAUGAUUGUUGGACGGAUUGUGGCUGGUGUUGGAAAUGGGAUGAACACGAGUACCAUUCCGGUCUGGCAUUCGGAACUUAGCAAAGCGGCCAGUAGAGGAAAGGCGAUUGCCAUCGAACUAUGUAUCAACAUUUUCGGCGUUAUGAUGGCGUACUGGGUUGACUACGGCAUGAGCUACGUAGUCAACGAUGCCCAGUUCCGUUUCCCCAUCGCUCUCCAGAUCAUUUUCGCCAUUACCACCUUCCUUGGUACCCUUUUCCUCCCGGAAUCGCCUCGUUGGUUGAUUGCACACGGUAAACCCGACGAAGGCCGACACAUCAUCUGGGCUCUCCAGCCAAAUGCCCGUUCCAUCGCCCACGAUGACCAAGUCAUCAACAUUGAAAUCGACGAAAUCACGCAGGCCAUUAUCAAAGAGCAGCAAGCGACUUUGGAGAGCUCGUUCAAGAUGGUCUUCACCAAUGGACCCCAGCGGUUUCUGCAUCGGACGCUGUUGGGUAUGGGUGGGCAGAUGAUGCAGCAAUUAUCGGGUGUCAACCUGAUUACUUAUUAUAAUACGGUUAUUUUUGAGAACUCUGUUGGAAUGGACCAUAACACUGCCUUGUUGGUGGCUGGGUUCAACGGUGUAGCAUACUUUAUCUCGACCUUGAUUCCGAUCUGGACGAUUGAUCGUGUCGGUCGUCGCAAGCUGAUGCUUUUUGCUGCUGCCGGUCAAUGUACGUGUAUGGCCAUCCUGGCCGGAACAGUGUACGAUGGUGGUCACGGUGCUGGUAUAGUUGCCACCGUGAUGCUUUUCUUGUUCAACUUCUUUUUUGGCAUUGGCCUAUUGGGAGUUGCUUGGUUGUUGCCUGCUGAAUAUGCACCGCUGGCUGUCCGCACGCGAUCCGCUGCGUUGGCGACGGCGACAAACUGGAUCUUCACAUUCCUUGUCGUGGAAAUCACCCCCGUUAGUAUCGCGGGAGUCGGUUACCGGACAUACAUUUAUUUUGCCAGUGACGAGACGAAGCCGAUGUGCGUUGGAUGCAAGCGACGCGGGGAGAAAUGCCAAUGGCGUAUGCUAGGGUCUUUUCGCGAAGCUAAUCUUAAGGUGCUGGAGCCGGAGCACCCGUCAAUGAAGCAGUCAGCAAGCCGGAAGCAAAAUAAUAAGUUUAAGAUUUUAAAUGUUCAACCGCGAAAGAGUCAAGAUCAGGAAUCCCCACGGGCAUCUCCAAAACCGGUGGAUGAUAUCAAUUUGCCCGAUGCAAAUAAUGACAUUGAUGACCUUAACGACAACAACGACAAUAAUGACCAGCAACCUGAGCAUGACUUUGCACAUAAUAGUCCCGUGAAUGGCAAUGACGCUUUACCAGCUCCUACACCCGCACCGCCUACAGCUACAGCCACAGCUACAGCCACAACUACAGCACCAGCACCAACACCACCUCUCGACCACAGUCCCUCACACCACCUCGACUUCACGAACCACUCGCCAUCAUCCAGUCAUGACUCUCACGUCUCCUACCUCUCCAGCCCGGACUUCAUGGGUCUUAUCUCCCACAGCUCGUUCUCCGAGGGCUACCCGGCAGCGAUGGCCUCGCCAUUAUUCGAUCACGGCGUCUUUUCCGAUCCGGCUAAUGUAGCGAACAUCGACGUCUUCGUACCCGGGUCGGCGUACGAGGCGCUUCAUACAGCUCUGCGGAAUCGGCAGCUUUGGACAGCACGACCGGAUAUCCCCAGUCGGGGAAGUACGCCGGAUAUUGUACCUGGCGUUGCGCCCAACGACACCAGGGCGAGACCUGGAAGGGGGUUUACGUUGUCAUUGGAGAGGGAGAUUAUUCUCUGGCAGAAUUAUUUGAAUGAGAUUUGUACAUGGCUCGACAUGUUCGAUAACCAUCGCCACUUCGCAUCGACAUUCCCACAGAUGGCCAAAUCAUCGCUCCAUCUGCGAUACUCGAUCCUUGCACUAUCUGCACGACAAAUGGAACGGAAGCAAAAUGAGAAAUCGCAAUCAGAAAGCCUGUCCCUAUAUCAAGAAGCCAUUCACCUCUUAUUACCAGAGCUUGAAAGUAAAACAACACCAGUAAUUGCAUCUUGCGUCAUUCUCUGCGUGCUGGAAAUGCUAAGCUGCAACCCCAAAGAAUGGCGCCGUCAUCUCGACGGUUGCGCAUUCCUAAUCCAAGCUGCUGAGAUCAACGGCUUCUCCGGAAAAGAAGAACAAGCGCUCUUCUGGUGCUUUGCCCGGAUGGACGUUUGCGGUGGUCUGAUCUCCGAAGAAGAAACCAUCAUCCCGAUUCAUAACUGGACGCCCCGCACGAUGAAUCCUCACCAGGCUUCUCAGCUGUUUCUUGCCUCGAAAGCAAAUUUUGAUACUUAUGCUAAUUACACCGUGUACCUCUGCGCGCAGACGUUAGGUGUUUUAUGCGGCGCAUCAAAGCAUCAUCAUUCGUCUUGUUUCCCGUGCCAUUAUCUUGACCGUGACAUGUAUGUUGAUCGCUGGAAGGGGUUGUUGGAUCGGGCUGAGCAAUGUUUCUGGGAACCAAUUAUAUCAUGCUUGUGUAUUAUUAUUACUACAGCGGAAACCGAAGACAGUUUCGUUAUCACGGAAGCCAAAAUCCGUUUUAUGGCAUGCCCGGCAAAUUUGCGCCAUUUCAGCUUCAAACACACAUCAGUAUGUACUAUCUCUCUAAUAUAUGGCUGCUGGACAAACGCUCUACAACCCCUCUGGCUGGCCGGGAAAGCCAUGUCGCAUUGCUCGGAACAUGAAGCUAUUGUUAACACAUUGACGCGCAUUGAGCGAGAAACGGGCUGGGCGACAGCAUGGCGCGUGGAGGAUUUGAAGGAAUUUUGGGGUGAUGAUGAUUGA
Aspergillus ruber CBS 135680 is the source of this 3177-nucleotide messenger RNA. RefSeq lists its product as uncharacterized. Gene Ontology annotation, biological process: carbohydrate transport; transmembrane transport. NCBI's taxonomy places the organism in Eukaryota, Fungi, Ascomycota, Eurotiomycetes, Eurotiales, Aspergillaceae. The transcript is spliced from 18 exons. Gene Ontology annotation, cellular component: membrane. Bases 1 to 3177 code for a protein of 1058 amino acids. Gene Ontology annotation, molecular function: carbohydrate:proton symporter activity. The record is from RefSeq and is a predicted model, not a curated record.